UCCAUAGUAUAGGAAACGACGGAAAGUUAACAUAUAGUAACAUGAAUAAACUAUUUAAAAUAUAAUAUCAAUAAUUAUCGCUAGUUUCAUAUAUGUAUAAGACAAUGCACGUGAAAUUAAAAAAGAUAAUAAAAGACUCCCUAGAAAAAGUUGACCAACGACCCACAUUGUGUAAUUUGUAAUGUAGUGUUAGUGAAAUAGACCCGUAGCAAAAUUGUAUGAAAUGGCUGUAUCUAUAUUGGAUAUUGAUCAUUUCGCCAUAAGUGCUAUCGUUACUGCAAUUAUGCAAAUUAUAUUUUUCGUGAUAAGUUACUUUCUCUGUCAAGAGAAAUUGACUGAUUUUGGCGGAGGCGUCAAUUUUAUUGUGAUUGCGGUACUCACAUUCUUUCUAGGACAAAUUGGUAGAAGCGUGAAGCCCUACGACAGGAGGCAGUUACUGGUGACGAUUUUCGUUUGCGUUUGGGGCGCCCGUCUGUCCGGAUACCUUCUUUAUAGAAUCGUGAAACUCGGACGUGAUAAACGCUUGGAGGAUAAUCGACGGAGCAUCAUUAAACACGCGACAUAUUGGACAUUUCAGGUAACGUGGGUCUUCAUUGUUUCAUUGCCCGUAAUCAUUGUAAACUCGCCAAGGCACUCCCAGCCUAGUGCACCGAAAACAAUGACGACGUUGGAUUUGGCCGGAACAGGAAUGUUUAUCGUGGGAUUAUUGGCAGAAACUUACGCCGACCUUCAGAAGCUUUCAUUCCGCCAGGAUCCAGCAAAUGAAGGAAAAUUUUGCAAUAAUGGACUCUGGCGAUUGUCCCGGCAUCCCAACUAUUUCGGUGAAAUCCUGCUUUGGUGGGGCAUAUUCGUAAUAUCGUUGAACGUUAUCGAGGGCGCCGAGUGGGUGGCAAUUUUAUCACCAAUAUUCACCACGUUUAUCAUAUUGUUCCUUUCGGGAAUUUCAUUACAAGAACGCUUGGCGGACGAGAGAUACAGAGACUUACUAGAGUAUCGAAAAUACAAAGCAUCAACAUCGCCUUUAAUCCCAAUACCUCCUUCGAUUUAUAUGGAGGUCCCGUCGGCAUUGAAAUUUAUCCUGUGCUGUGAAUUCCCUCUUUACGAUUCACUGGACAUUAAAAAUGAAGACAUCGGUCCCUAUUCGAUGUCAGUGGCAUCACAUUCGCAUCCGCACAUCUAGCAUUCAGUGUCACAUGGGUCGACAUCCAUUAGAGGAAUUGGAAAUGGGGGCGGGUCACAUUCUACAAAAAGCUCUAUUGAAAUGUCUAUGCAUAUUUUUGUCGAAAAUAGUAUUGUGGCUGAAAUUGAAGCAGAGCAAAGCCUGAAGUUAAAUGAUAUCCGACAGUCUAGGAGCACAUCUCUGUGAUUAAUUUUACUUGAUCCUGUGCUGAACUUGCCAACAGAGAAUGGUUAAUUUACAAGUUUGUAUAACAAUUCCAUUGUAAAUUAUCGACACAAGUGCCAGAGGAGUCAAUUCCAUUGUGUGGGUCGGAGGACCAACCAAAAUAGUAAUUAAUGUGACUUUGAAAAGGCCGCCGUUGAUUGUACAAGAGAUCCUAAAGCACCAAAAUUAAUUGCAUUAGAUUCAUUGGGUGGUAUUCGUAAAUAGUUUCGUGUAUUCAAUUAGAUUGCUUACGUACGAAAGCGAUUAUUUAGCAUUAGCAACUAUAUUUGUUUUAAUUUUUCGCUAAACAAAAUAUAUGUGCCUAUUUCGAUCCUAUUAAUUAGAGCUCCUGUAUGUAUUAUAGUUAAAAGAAUAUUACAUCUACCUUUCGAGAACCAUUGGCCCAAAAAAUAGAAUAUUAGCGUGAGGAAUCAAUGCCAACAAACGUUAAUAUAAAACUGCCAAAAGUAACAUUUAGGAAUUUAGUUCUGAUAGAAAUCUGAGGUAUCAACAGAAAAAUGGUUUAACGAAACAGAGGAACGUAAUUUAGUCUCGACUUACAGAUACAGGUACUAUCAUUUCGUGGUAUUCCGAAAAAGCUCACUGCAGCCAGGCGACAGAUGACCUGCAUCCGCCUUGUAUCAUUCUUUAAACAGGACUUGUGUAAAGAUUGGCCUCAAGCAUUAUCUAAUUUCAUUUUGAUCGCAAGAUACGAGGGCUGAUCGAAAAGUUUCAAGAUCUUUAUAUAAAUUCAUCUUCAAUAAUUAAAAAUUACAAAACUGUAUCCCCUUUAGAGAUAAGCGGAGUCCUUGUGAACUGUAAACAUGGCAACCUCCAGUUG
Molecule: messenger RNA, 2225 nt
Organism: Hermetia illucens (black soldier fly)
Lineage: Eukaryota; Metazoa; Arthropoda; Insecta; Diptera; Stratiomyidae
Exons: 5
Coding region: 224-1180 (318 amino acids)
Biological process (GO): lipid metabolic process
Cellular component (GO): membrane
Molecular function (GO): oxidoreductase activity, acting on the CH-CH group of donors
Source: RefSeq, a predicted model, not a curated record